CUGUCUUCUCGGAGCCAUCGAAUUAGACUCGAAACGAUGGCCGCCACCGUCGCCGACGCCAACGAAUCGAAGCCGAGCGCCCCGCCGGGGGAUGCCGUGGCACCGGACAUCGAGAACGGCGCGGCAGCGAGCGUCCACUCGAACGGCGGUGGCACCAGAGGCGACGACGGGGGCGCGGUGGUGACGUCGGUGGUGCAGCGGUGGAAGCGGGAGGACCUCCUGGAGAAGAGCACGCUGCUGCUCCGCGCGCUGGGCUGCCUCUUCUCCCUCGUCUCCUUCCUUGUCAUGGCCUCCAACAAGCACGGCGAUUGGAAGGACUUCGAUCGCUACGAGGAAUACAGGUAUCUGCUGGCGAUCGCCAUCCUGGCGUUUCUAUACUCGACGGCCCAGGUGGUGAGGCAGGUGCAGCGGUUCAGGACGAGGAGAGAUCCGGUGCCGGGGCGGUUUUCGGGGAUUCUGGACUUCGCCGGAGAUCAGGUCAUUGCAUAUCUGUUGAUCUCAUCACUAUCUGCAGCCAUCCCACUUACUAAUCGUAUGCGAGAAGGAGCAGAUAAUAUGUUCACCGAUGCAUCUUCAGCUUCCAUCAGCAUGUCCUUCUUUGCAUUUAUAGCGCUUGCUUUAUCUGCUCUUAUAUCAGGUUACAAACUUUCUAAACAAACAUAUAUAUAGAUGCACCCUCUUGUUUGUUAUUUAUUUAUUUAUUUUUUCCGAUGCCUUGUGUCUGUACAUCCAGUCUCUCAUAGCACGGUGCAUAUUGUUCCAUUCCUUGUACCAUUCAGAGUUUGUACUUAAAAUGUGUUUGUAUGAUAAUAAGAUCUUUCAGAAAUAAUAAUAAUACUUCUAUUUGUUUCUUUUAA
This is a messenger RNA of Elaeis guineensis (African oil palm), 857 nucleotides long. RefSeq names its product CASP-like protein 4B1. NCBI's taxonomy places the organism in Eukaryota, Viridiplantae, Streptophyta, Magnoliopsida, Arecales, Arecaceae. The record is from RefSeq and is a predicted model, not a curated record.